Messenger RNA from Baudoinia panamericana UAMH 10762, 376 nucleotides. RefSeq lists its product as uncharacterized. Bases 91 to 354 code for a protein of 87 amino acids. The record is from RefSeq and is a predicted model, not a curated record. Lineage: Eukaryota; Fungi; Ascomycota; Dothideomycetes; Mycosphaerellales; Teratosphaeriaceae. The transcript has a single exon.
UCAGUAAGCAAAUGAGUCUUCAGCAAGGCUCCGUGGCAAAGUGCAAGCGCGCAGGCGAAAUAUGUAUGUAAGGCAAGAGUGGUGGACGUCAUGAGAUGUAUGUGGUGGUCGCAUGGAACGAUCAGCCUGUCAACUGCUCGUUCCGGUCUAGCUAUGCUUGUAACCUGCAGCAUCGCCCCCUCCUUCAGAGCGCUAGAAGGCGCACAAAAUGCUUAUCUCUCUACCCUCGUGGUUCAAGCGCGAAUUAUGAAUGCUAAUGGCGCGGAAGUGAUAACCGUGGCACACAGGGUGCCGGAAGAGCCUUGUCCUCCAAGUCAUCUGCUCCCACCCUUCAUCCUCCGUCACUUGGCCUGAGUCAAUCACAGCCCCUCGCGGU